This is a messenger RNA of Dracunculus medinensis (Guinea worm), 1044 nucleotides long. NCBI's taxonomy places the organism in Eukaryota, Metazoa, Nematoda, Chromadorea, Rhabditida, Dracunculidae. The record is from the annotation of a GenBank genome assembly.
AUGCUUAAUUCCAGUGCAUGGCAUUCCGGGAAAAUGUGGCCACGGCGCCGUCAACGACUGCCAUUGCAAACAAAACUGUUCUAUCCGCAAGUGAUCGUUCUGCCCGAUCCGUCUUCGCUAUUUGCUAAAAAUUUUUUUUUAGUUGGAAAUAUUUCUUACGAAGUAGGAGAAGAGCAACUCAAGCAAGUAUUUUCCCAGGUCGGACCCGUAGUUCAUCUUCGACUUGUUCAUGAUCGUGAGACAGGCAAACCGAAAGGCUAUGGAUUUUGUGAGUUUAAUGACUCACAAACUGCAGAAAGUGCUAUCAGAAACUUAAACGGUUUUGAAUUAAAUGGUCGAUCUCUACGUGUCGAUUCAGCAGCUGGUAGUGAUCGAAAUACUGAUGAAGUACAACAGUUACAAGCUGCAUUUGCUGCUCAACAACAAGAGGUUAUUGAUUUAUUACAUCAUGCGCAAGAAAAUCCGUAUGGUCCGGAAUGUGAGCCGGAUCGUGCACCAGAAAUAAUUUCGCGUACAGUUGCUUCACUUCCUCCUGAACAAAUGUUUGAAUUAAUGAAGCAAAUGAAGCAGUGUGUGCACAACAAUCCUAAUGAAGCCAAAAGUCUUUUAAUGAGUAAUCCACAGCUGGCUUACGCUCUGUUACAGGCUCAAGUUGUUAUGCGAAUUGUUGACCCACAUGUUGCUAUUGCAAUGCUACAUCGUGAAGUACCAACAACCUCUCAGCCAUUUCAUCAGCAGGCAUCUACAUUUUCUAGUGAUAUUUCUUCUUCUAUCCCAUCCACAGCAACUGCAUUCAAUGCAAAAGUGCCUGCAGCAGUAGUUGUACCACCAGUUGUGCCACCAAAUACAUUUGCCCAAGUCUCAGCCCCUGUCAUGAAUCAUGCGACGUCUCAGCCUGAACCAGAAAUAUCUCCUGACGACCAGCAACAAGCGCAGCUUUUGAUGCAGGUACUUCAAUUGAGUGAAGAACAAAUAGCACUUUUGCCUCCUGAAGAUCGAAGAAAAGUUGUAGAAUUGCGCAAUCAGCUCAGGUCAUCUGUUUAG